Molecule: messenger RNA, 678 nt
Organism: Nematocida ausubeli
Lineage: Eukaryota; Fungi; Microsporidia
Exons: 1
Coding region: 1-678 (225 amino acids)
Source: RefSeq, a predicted model, not a curated record
AUGCGAGAAUAUAACAAAGGUGCGCCAAAAGAAUUAACAGAGUACAGUAAAAAAGAGGCACUUAGCAGGUAUUCAGUUAUAUGGAACCAGCUGUACCGCAUUUUAAGUGCAGAGGAUUCAAUUGAUCGCGUGAAAGAGAAGCUUAAGGGGCUGAAAGACACAGAAAUAGUUCUAAGUGCGCAUAUACGUGCAGAGAAUGCAGAAGAAAAUGAAAAGGAAAAUGAGAAGGGAAAUGACUCUUUUAUAGGGCUUGGUGAUCUCACCAUGGACAGUCUGCUUACUAUUCCAUCCGAGGACAUUCCACAAGAAGAAAAUCUACCUGCACACGGGAAAGGUGCAUCCACCAGAGUGUCCCAGCAUAUUCCGGAGAAGUCUUCAAGAAAGCGCAUGGAUAAACUUGUAGUUGAUGACAGCGAGAGUGAGUCGCACUCAAAUGAAACAGACGAGGAGGACAGCGAGUAUGCAAUAUCUUAUGACGAACUAAGCGACGAGUGCAGUGAAGUAUCCAGCAGGCACAGUGAGCAGGAUAAUGAAUUUAGAGCUGCACAUCUAGUUAUAGAGCCACCUCAAGAAAGUGCAGUAGAAGAUGAGCUUUCAGAGGACGUGAUUAAAAUGCGCUUCAACCCGGAUGGAGUUAAGCGCGUUAGAACAAACAAUAGAUUUGGCAAUAUGUAUUAG